AGUGGUGGAUCAGUGAUGGACGGAUGAAUGAAGUAGGAAGUUCCUCGGUUCCUCGGUUCCUCCGUUCCUCCAGACACCCUCACACCCAGGUUCAGCAGGCAGUAGGAUCUGGAGAUGAAUCUGAAGGUGGGCAGGCUGCUGGCGGAGGGUCACAUCGUGGCUGGACUGCUGGUCAAUCUGUUCUCCUCCAUAUGCAUCGUCUUCAUGAACAAGUGGAUCUACGUGCACUAUGGCUUCCCCAACAUGACCCUCACCCUGGUGCACUUCGUGGUGACCUGGCUCGGACUCUACGUGUGCCAGAAGCUGGACAUGUUCCACCCGAAGAGCCUGAGACCUUCCAGCAUUCUUCUGCUGGCACUGAGCUUCUGUGGCUUCGUGGCUUUCACCAACCUCUCCCUGCAGAACAACAGCAUUGGCACCUACCAGCUGGCCAAAGCCAUGACCACCCCGGUCAUCAUCCUCAUCCAGACCGUGUUCUACAGGAAAACCUUCUCCAACAAGAUCAAACUCACCCUGGUGCCGAUAACGUUGGGCGUGAUCCUGAACUCCUACUACGAUGUGAAGUUUAACCUACUGGGAAUCGUCUUCGCCACACUGGGAGUGCUGGUCACCUCUCUGUAUCAAGUGUGGGUGGGAGCGAAGCAGCACGAGCUACAGGUGAACUCCAUGCAGUUGUUGUAUUACCAGGCCCCCAUGUCCUCCGCCUUCCUCCUCACACUCGUCCCCUUCUUCGAACCUCUGACCGGGGAGGGCGGCAUCUUCGGCCCCUGGUCUCUGCCAGCGCUGGUGAUGGUGUUCCUCUCGGGCAUCGUAGCGUUCCUGGUGAAUCUUUCCAUCUACUGGAUCAUCGGGAACACGUCGGCCGUCACCUACAACAUGUUCGGGCAUUUCAAGUUCUGCAUCACGCUGCUGGGCGGGUACGUCCUCUUCCACGACCCGCUCUCCUUAAACCAGGGCCUGGGCAUCGGCUGCACCCUCUGCGGCAUCCUCGCCUACACUCACUUCAAACUGGCCGAGCAAGAGGAGGGAAAGAGCAGACUGGUUCAGAGACCGUAGGUCAGCCGCCGUGCCAGUCAUUAGAGAUCCACCCCACGGCUGGCACUACCUCAUGCUGCCUUACAGACUGCAGGAUCUGCUGAGACUGAAACAUGGACCAGAUGCAAAACUCUGGGACCUUCUGACUGAGACAUUUCUGAUGUUUUGAUUGGUUGA
This is a messenger RNA of Trichomycterus rosablanca, 1212 nucleotides long. RefSeq names its product solute carrier family 35 member E3 (gene slc35e3). The record is from RefSeq and is a predicted model, not a curated record. Gene Ontology annotation, molecular function: nucleotide-sugar transmembrane transporter activity; antiporter activity. Gene Ontology annotation, cellular component: Golgi apparatus. Lineage: Eukaryota; Metazoa; Chordata; Actinopteri; Siluriformes; Trichomycteridae. The transcript has 5 exons. The coding region runs from base 115 to 1056 and encodes 313 amino acids.